Molecule: messenger RNA, 1890 nt
Organism: Dichomitus squalens LYAD-421 SS1
Lineage: Eukaryota; Fungi; Basidiomycota; Agaricomycetes; Polyporales; Polyporaceae
Product: DNA repair protein
Exons: 12
Coding region: 1-1890 (629 amino acids)
Biological process (GO): acyl-CoA metabolic process; fatty acid catabolic process; nucleotide-excision repair
Cellular component (GO): peroxisomal matrix
Molecular function (GO): damaged DNA binding; fatty acyl-CoA hydrolase activity
Source: RefSeq, a predicted model, not a curated record
AUGGAGUCCGUCGCAUCUAGCUCGAGCUCGCGCCUCACGACGCCUCCUCCCCGGGAGCUCCAGGGCCUGGACUUGACUCCUGAGCAGGUGAAGCGUAUCGAACUUAACCGUCUCAAAGCCAAGGCUAGGCAGCGUGAGCGCGAAGAGCAAGCGUCUUCUUCGUCUUUUACGAACAAGAAUGGCAAACGUCCACUCGGUGUCACCCCCGCCACGUCCACUUCACCCACCAAACCUGCGCCCAAGCUGAAGCGGGAUUCUCGUCUGGGGAAAUACUUCGAAUAUGACCUAUCCAAGAUGGUCAACUCGAAGGGUGGUUUCUUGGUUGAGGAUGGCAAAGAGGUAGACCAAGAUCUCCGCGCAAAGGAGAAGGAGCGGGAGCGACAGAGAGCGCAGCAGAACACUGAACCUGCUAUGUUCCUGGAUUCGAGCCUCAAUCCUCGCUGCCAGGAAUGCAAUUCAAUGGACAUUGAUCAGCAGUUCCGAAAGGUCUUUCAUUGUCUUGUUUGCAACAAAUGCAAGAAUGAGAAGCCCGAGAGAUACAGUCUACUCACGAAGACUGAAUGCAAGGAGGAUUAUCUUCUGACCGAUGGUAAGUGCCUGUUGGCCGCUGACUGCUUGACGACUGAGGCCAUCCUCGCAGCGGAACUCCGAGAUCAGGAGCUCAUGCCCCAUCUACUGAAAGCCAAUCCACACAAAUCGACAUUUGCGAACAUGAUGCUCUUCUUGAGAUACCAGGUUGAGGACUUCGCAUGGAAGAAGUGGGGCUCGCCGGAGGCUCUCGACGCUGAAUGGCAGCGGCGAGUGAACGAGAAGAAGAAAAAGAAGAACAAGAAGUUCGAGGAAGGUUUAAAGGAGUUGCGCCGUCGUACCCGAGAGACGGUGUGGCAAAAACGACAAGACCAGGAACACAAGCACAUGUUCGGAGGCGUAGAGAGGGGACCGAACGGCAUCGGUCAACAGAUAUGCCAUAGCUUCGAUUCACCAGAACACGAACAUAUCUCCGAGGCCUUGGAGGUCGAGCAGCUGGACGUGAACUUAUUCAGGUCGAGGACAUUGUACCUUCCGUUCAGAUCAAGGGGUGUGUUCGGUGGGCAAGUCAUCUCGCAAUCACUAGUGGCGGCCACCAGUUGUGUAGAUCCAUCAUACAGCUUACACUGCUACUUCCUUCUCGGUGCCUCCCCCGCCUUCCCUAUAGUCUACCAUGUCGACCGCGUUCGCGACGGACGCUCCUACGUCACUCGGAGCGUACGCGCUGUGCAGCGUGGGCGGGCCGUCUUCAUUAUGAUGUGUUCCUUCCAGAUCCCGGAGCCGCGGCAACCGACGUUCCAGUUCCCCAUGCCUCUCGGUGUCCCCCCGCCGGAUGCUUGUGAAAGCAUAGAAUCCCAUUACGAGAAGGCCUUCAGGGAAGAAACAGAUGAAAAGGUCAAGGAGGUCUGGCGCCUCAACUUGGAAGAGCGGAUGCGUAGCCCCAUCGAGGCCAAGAUCGCUGGGGUGCGAGAACCCACAGACGGAACACCUAUAUUCAUGUACUGGUACAAGGCGAGGAACACACCAAGGCGCUAUGAUCCCGCCUUCCAGAAGUGCAUCCUAAGUUAUAUCUCGGAUUCCCAGUUUAUGUCCGGCAUCCGUCGUACGCUUGCUAUCCUUCACCGCGGCUACGAUUCCGACGCGAAGGUCGUUAUGCAGGUAUGCGUCCACGUCCUUGGACAACUAGAUCCUGAUGACGACUUCGACUGUGGAGACUGGAUUUUGUAUGUGGUCAUCAGCGAACGAGCUGCUAGUGGGCGUGGGUCGGUACAUGGUCGGAUGUAUACCCCUAGUGGCACUCUCGUAGCAAUAUGCAAUCAGGAGGGUCUCAUGCGAGUCGACAUCCCGUCUUCCAAGCUCUAG